UGUGCUUGACCGUCUUUACACCGCAUCGGACCACGAUGGCUCAACCACGGCCGCAGCAGAGACAAACCGCCGUCCCAGUCACUCCGUACACAACGGUCAAGUGAAAAAACUCUCCCCAUGUGUUGUGGCCGUCUGAAACUUGUCGGGUCCGUCCCCCUUGUCAAAAUGUGACAUGUGCUCAAUGCGCUCGUCGCUAUUGAUAAGAUCCCAGCCGGAAUGCGACGGCGUACACCGGGGCCGGCCAUACCGAAAGAGGCAUGCGAAGAGCUCACGUUGCUCCAGCCGCUAUCAAGAUUGGCGCCGGCGGGCAACUCGACACCAUGACUCGGUGAUCCAAAGAGUGCGCGGUGCGCGCGUGUGUGUGUGUGUGGUUACCCCAGCUUGCUCAGGCACCGGGCGUGCCAAGCCGCCCGGCGACGCCCUCGACCUCCGCGCCUUUGUCCGUUUCGGGGAUGUGGAGGCCGGAGAGAAGACAUGGGGUGAGCGAGCCGAGCGAGUUUGUACUGUAGUCGGUACGCGCUGUUGUUGUCGGCUUGUGGUGGGAUACCGGUACCUGCUUCGAUGGAGUGUGUACUCCGGAGUCUGUACAUCUCGGGAAUGGUGUCGAGGAGAGGAUAGCUACUCCGCGUAUUCCGGCCGUAGGCUUACGCUUGUGUUUAAGUCUAUUCGAGUGCCGCCUUUGAAGCUAUCGUCGUGCGCCGCUAUCCGUCAUCUCUACCUCUCUAUCUACCUCUAUCUGCCUCUAUCUACCUCUAUCUCACUCCAUCUCCAUGCCUCCUAUCACAGAUAACAAUCAUCUUCCCUUAAACCCCUGCCACGCCACGUCCGACGCCAAUGCCAACCCGUGAAUGCCUUCCUGAUCCGUCCAUGUUGGACCGUCAGACUCCGGAGCUGCCUCUCUUUCUCGGCCGGACCAAGACCAACCCCCCCGCACGUUAUCCCCAGAUUGAAGCGUAGAGAGGCCA
Ilyonectria robusta is the source of this 965-nucleotide messenger RNA. RefSeq lists its product as uncharacterized. Lineage: Eukaryota; Fungi; Ascomycota; Sordariomycetes; Hypocreales; Nectriaceae. The transcript has a single exon. Bases 173 to 790 code for a protein of 205 amino acids. The record is from RefSeq and is a predicted model, not a curated record.